GUCAAAAUGGUGGCGGCGGCCGUGGGGCGGCGGCGGCCGCGGUGUUUGAGCUUGGAGGUGGACGUCAAGGCGUGGACGGCGCGUUACGGCCACGCUGACCGGCAGAGUGACCAGGGGGGUGACCCAAAGGAUGACCAGCAGGGUGACCACCACGGUGACCGGGAGGGUGACCCAAAGGAUGACCAGCAGGGUGACCACCACGGUGACCACCACGGUGACCGCUGCGGCGCGCUGGACGGAGCCCCGGCCGUUGUCCUCCUCCGGACCCGCGACCUCUUCUCCCUGCCCUUCCCGCUGAGCCGUCCCGUGGUCACCUCGCUGUCCCUGCAGGCCGCCGCCCGCGGCUGGCGCCUGCUGCUGCUGCCGGCCUCCUUCCCUCUGGCGCCGCGGCCGCCUCCGUCCCCCCACGAGCGCCGCAGGGCCCAGACCGCGCUGGAAUCUCGACGCCGCGCGCUGCUGGAUCUCUUCGGCGUCAAGCUGGAGGUGCUGCCGGACGGCUCGCGGCGCUGGCACGGCUGCGCCAAGGACACGCCGCGCUGCUUCGGCACCGUGCUGCGCCAGACCCCCGAGUACCUGCUGGCCGGGCGCUGGACGCCGCCGUGCUGCCUGCGGGCGCUGCGCGCCACCGCCCGCCACGUCCUGGCGCAGCUGGAAGCGGCCGGAGUGCGGCACUGGCUGGAGGGAGGGACCCUCCUGGGCGCCGUCCGCCUCGGGGACAUCAUCCCCUGGGACUACGACGUGGACGUGGGGAUCUACCGCGACGACGUCCCCAAGUGCCGCUGGCUGGCGGCGGUGGCGGCCACGGGCCGGCCGGUGGAGGACCCUCAAGGGUUUUUUUGGGAGAAAGCCACCGAGGGGGAGUUUUACCGGGUUCAUUUCAGCCGUUCCAACCGGCUGCACGUGGACCUGUGGCCGUUCUACGUCCGGCCCGGCGGCGCCGGGGCCGUGAUGACCAAGGACACGUGGUUGGGUCACCGGCAGGACGUGGAGUUCCCCGAGUCCUUCCUGGUGCCCCUGGGCACCGUGACGUUCGCGGGGGUGGCGGCCAAAGCGCCCAACGACCCCCGAGGGUUCCUGGAGCUCAAAUUCGGGCCCGGGGCCAUCGAGAGCCCCGAGUACCCCAACCCCGGGGUCAGGAGGUUGGCACAGGACGUGGGCAAUAAAACCUCUCAGUGACAUC
This is a messenger RNA of Onychostruthus taczanowskii (white-rumped snowfinch), 1180 nucleotides long. RefSeq names its product fukutin related protein (gene FKRP). Gene Ontology annotation, cellular component: Golgi apparatus. NCBI's taxonomy places the organism in Eukaryota, Metazoa, Chordata, Aves, Passeriformes, Passeridae. The record is from RefSeq and is a predicted model, not a curated record. The transcript has a single exon. Gene Ontology annotation, biological process: protein O-linked glycosylation via mannose. The annotation marks the transcript as partial.